GGUGCAUGGUAAAAUAAGAAAUAGCGUGCCGGGUAGCAGAGAAAUUGACUGUGGCUGGAAGCGGAAGCCGGCUCGUCCCUAAAACCCUCCUAAUACCUCACUACCAAUACAGCAGUGCACAAGCAGCCACUGAAAUUCUCCAGCCACAGUAUUGUUUAUAACCAAAAAGAAACCAGGCAAAUAGCAAGAAAAUGGUAAGCAAACCAUGGAGGAUAAUUCCAAGGCCAUUGAUGGAGUCAGUGCUAAACAACCAUGCUCAGCACCACCGAGUCCCUCAGCCUCUUAUCCUCCACGGUCCCAGAGGCGUUGGCAAAACCACUCUCCUCCUCGAACGUCUGCUCAGCGAGUGGAGCAAAGGCCCCCACCUCACUGGCUACGUAGAUUUCGCCGAAUCGAUCAAAGACCACCAUCCUCAAUUCAAUCAGUCGUUUCCAUGGGCUUCUUGGUCCAAUUGCCCACCACCAACAUUAUCAGAUUGCCGAAACAAGCUCGAAGAGUGCCUGGAAUCUAUGGCCCAUAUGGGUGUUAAGCUCGGUACCAUUAGCUCUCAUCAAAUUUUCUCUACCCUUAACAAAUGGCACGGCCUUAACACAGCACUUGCCUCAGUAAUUGGGGGCAAUGACAAAUCGAAAACCAAGAUUGCCGAGAAGGUCUCCAAAUCAGUUUUGUGGGAUCGGGCGGUUUUCGCACUAUCUGCUCGAUGUAAUGCCCAAGAGAUUGAUGGGGUUUUGGGUUUGAACGAGAAAGGGAAGAGUUUGCCCAUUGAAGAGAGUUCCUAUUACCGGGAGGCGAUUGUGGCGCUGAGAUUGGCGAAGGAGGUCAUUAGUAUACAGCAUGGUUGGAGAGCUAAUGCUAUAGCUCAUUUGAAUCAAAGUGGCGGGUUUUCGAGGUCUUUAGCUAAUUCGUGUACUGAUUGGCCUUGCUUGUUGUUGGAAUUGUUGUCACAAGCUGCUGAAAUUGAUAAUUUUCAGCCGAAGCUGGUUAUAAAUAAUAUUGAUGUUUUAAAGAAUGCAAUUUUGCUGCCUGGAGAGUCAUCAGUCAAUGCAUCAAUGUAUCAUGACAGUCUGAUAUGGAGAAUAAUUGCUUUAGGUGCAAACGAGAGGUCCCUGCCUGUCAUACUUGUGACAUCGGAUAGUUACUAUUCGUACCGAGCUUACAUGGAUUUUGGAUUUCCAGAUAUAUUUGUUUCCCGUGAGACUUUUGGCUGGACUCCCCAAGAAGCUAAAAUACAUAUGGUUACUGAUUACUUCAAUAAUUCAGAGUGGACAGUAAUUGUUGAGGUGCUUGGCCCAAACCCACGACAUCUUUUUGAGCUUUACGCACUGAAACAAAGCAAUUAUUAUCAGAAGGUGAUGGAUGAGAAAGGUAGCUCAUUUGAGGACAUUAUAGAUGCAUAUCUAGCAUAUUUGCAAAUUACUGUGGUGAAUCCUGCCAUGGAUAGAGCAUUGGCACUCGUGCAAAAGUUUGCAGUUGAUGCACAAAGUGGCAAAAUUUCAAAAGAUAAAUUACGUUUUGGUGCACCUUGGAGGCAUCCUCCACAGACAGAUGACCCCACCUUGUGCUUUGAGUGGGCUAAGAUCCAAAUGAUGGAUUUUGUGCAGUCUCUGGUCAACACAGAAUUUGGGAUCAAUUAUCUGGCUGACUGUAGCCUUGAGAUUUUUGAUGAUCCUUCUGCUGUUGCAUUGUUAGAGAUUGGUUUACUUUAUUCUCAACGGGAUCCAUCCUUCAUUCGCCCUAUAUCUAAAGGUAUUCAGAGGUGUCUAGUAAGAUGGCUAGUCCAAGAGCGAAUGCAAAUGAGUUCAGGGAACUUGCUUAGAUAUCUCUGGCAGCGAAUUAUGCGCGGCCGCAGCUAUCGUCACUUGAUGCUACAAGAAGGGUACAAAUAAAGAUGGACUUUCUUUUGGCCAAGGCUUUUUCAUGUGAAGAGGGAAUUCGCUUGUCGAGGAUCACAUAAACAUGCAAGUGAUUCUUAUUCAUUAUUAACUUAUGUUUUUGAUGUGCAUUUAGUCCAUGUUAUUUCCAUUUUACUUGGCUGGCAGCACAUGCACUGUUGCACAUAUUUGCAUAGACACCCAGACAUAGAUCCCCAAUAUCACUUGAGUUGCACAUAUACUCUUUGACCAGAUAUCCAUACUUGUUUUUGGAUGAUCUUUUGACAAUAUAUCAACACUUCUUUUUUGCUUCAGUUUUAACAAUGUGCAAAGAUAUCAGAAUCUUCAAGCACUGAUUCAUAUGGAUAUUGAAGUAAUGUAAGAAUUUCCUUAUCCUUCUUUAUGUUAUCUGCCUCAACCGGUAUAGUGGUUUGUCUUCUGUUUAAAUUAUUUGGGCUAUCUCCAGAUAGAGUGCAAUCAAGCUCAGUAUCCUUACUGUUAUGGAUUUUAUUGGCGAUGAAAGUUGAAUAAGGAUGAGUUUGUAUUGAAUGAGGAUGAGUUUGUAGUAUGUGGGUUGCUCUAGUAGUAGCCUUCGGUUCCCUUUUAAAACUGCACUUAUUUCUUCCUGCGCAGGACGGUGCUAUCAAGUGAAACCCUUGAUAUCAAAGAUCUUCAAGACUUGAUUUGAAGACUGUAAAUCAAAGAUUACAGAAUUAGAGGUAGGAGGUGAGUUUAGCACAACAUGACCGAUUGAAUAGUUUACCCAUUUAGGUGCGGAUAUGAAAAUGUAUUUUUUGUUCCAUUUACCCUGAAUUUCAAUCCAAUAAUUUACAAACAAAAAGCAAAAAAGAGCAAAAGAACUGAAGGAAGGCAUGGUAGACUUGAAUGUAAAGCUUAUAGAUUGUAAUAGAUUUUAUCAGAUUAUUAUUCAUUUGGUUAUCAGGCUCUCUUCUUUUUA
Messenger RNA from Ziziphus jujuba (common jujube), 2829 nucleotides. RefSeq lists its product as uncharacterized. Lineage: Eukaryota; Viridiplantae; Streptophyta; Magnoliopsida; Rosales; Rhamnaceae. The transcript has 12 exons. The record is from RefSeq and is a predicted model, not a curated record. The coding region runs from base 192 to 1886 and encodes 564 amino acids.